Messenger RNA from Pomacea canaliculata, 3932 nucleotides. Its product is annotated as armadillo repeat-containing protein 2-like. The transcript has 21 exons. Lineage: Eukaryota; Metazoa; Mollusca; Gastropoda; Architaenioglossa; Ampullariidae. The record is from RefSeq and is a predicted model, not a curated record. Bases 186 to 2780 code for a protein of 864 amino acids. Gene Ontology annotation, biological process: cilium organization.
UGCUUUCAGAAAUUCUGUAUGUCUUUUCUCGAAAUUAUCUGUGUCUUACUAAGCCACUGAAUAUUUCGGUCAUCGAAGAUCAUCAGUGUGGUUAGCGACGGUAAGCGUCCAUGACUCCUGAACUUGAUGGCAGAAUCGGAAUGACUCUGGAUAAGCAGGGGUAGUAAAGCUUUGCAUGCAGUGGCAUGCAAGAAUCUACGAUGGAUUUGGGCCAAAAAAAGUCAACGCUAAGCAGACCCUUUUAUGAACCCCCUGAAAACAAAGCCACUAGCUCACAAAUUAUCAAUGAAGCUCGCUCAUCAUUGAGAACGUUAGGUGCCACACGGCCCUUCACACCUCGAGAUGAGCAGCGUCAUUUGUUUCCAACUUCAACAAAUCGAACACCUGAAUCUCGGCCACCAAGCUCUUUCAGUCUCAAUUCCCGACAUUUUGAAGGCCCAGACUCUCGACCUGUAUCAGGGACAAGGCUGUCUCCCCUUGAUCAUGCACCACGAACAACGGGUGUUGCAGAUCUAGAGAGCAUACUACCACCAAAGCCACCUACCUCAGACCCAAACCGGCCACCUUCUAGAAGAAGUGCUAACUCCAGACAUCGAAUUUACUCACAACAGAACAGCGAUGUCACCUCUGUUUAUAGUAGGGAAGGCAGUGCAGGUUCUCAGAGAUCUGGUUGUGUAGCAGAUGCAAAGGAAGAAAACCUUGUACACGACAAGCCAAUAGUGAGAGCUCACAGUGGGCCAAAGGAGCGUACACAGCCCCUAUUGCUGGAGGAUGAGGGAUCUAGUGAAGUGAAAGAAGCAACAGUGAGACUUGCUGGUUCUGCCAACAGCCCACCAAGCAGUGCUGGCAGCCAUAGAAGUGGCAGUGGAGGGACUAGGCGAUCAAGCAUUGGCCAGUCUCGUACAGGAAGUUUAGGUCGUCUUGAUGAAGAUACAGAUGAGCUGUACAAUCAGAAGGUGGCACCUAUGUUAGAACAAAUGGCAGCACUUAGCAAAAAGAAAGAUUGUGACCGGUUUCUUGUGCUAGCGGGGAAUCUCUACAACUUACUGGAAGAAAACAACUGUCUGGGCAAGCACUUCCAUCAUCGUUCAACUGUUCUUAAAGUCAUAUUUAAGCUGCUGGAUGUUGAGGAGCCUCGGCUGCUCCUUAAGCUUGCUCGUCUCAUCCUUGCUUUCCGUGUUGGAGGAAAUAAUUUAUUAAAUGUAUGCAAACUGGUUUUCAAAGUCAGCCGAAAUGAGAAAAACGACUCAUAUUUCCUUGAAGAAAAUCUCCUAAACCUGCUGCUGGAUACAAUACGUGGUGCAGACCAUCAGGUGUCUUGUGAAGCACUCAUCUACUGUGUAGGUGCAGUAAAGUUUCUGACAGGAAAUGCUACCAUCUUAAAACGACUAGCAAGGUUGGACUGCAUCAAAGUCUUGGCUACCCUCAUGCACAACAUCAUCAAGACAAACAAAGAGACAGGAAAAGUUGGAGAUCAGUUUGGUCAUAUUUUAGUGCAGCUUGCCGCAGCAUUGCGGAACUUGGCAGACACAAACUCAGGACGUGAACAGUUCAUUAGUCAUCAUGUAGUGGAGGGUCUGACAGUAUUAAUAGAGACAUACCCCAAUGACAGUGACCUCAUGCUCUACAUAUCUCGCAUUUUCAGCAAAGUGACUUUACACACAGAUUGUAGCACUGCUCUUGCAGACCAACAUGGAUGUUACAAAUCCUUCGUCAGCUUGUUAAAGAGGUAUUUGAAGAAAGAGGAUCUGGUGGUGCGCUUGUGCUUUGUACUUGGCAACUUGACAGCUAAGAACGAGCAAGCACGGCAGAGACUUUUCCAGGAGAAGGACGCACUAGAUGUUUUGCUAAAUGUUCUCAGAACAUACAAUGACAUGGAUAAGCAGGGUGCUCAUGAGGUUCCUGCAGAACCUCCUUUAGAUGAAUCAACUGAGAACACCAGCUCCAUCAACAAAGUUGAAGAUGUCUUGAUUAAAGUCAUCCGGGUUUUGGCCAACCUGUCUAUCAGUGAAGAUGUUGGGCCUUUCAUUGCUGCCAGUCCACAGUGCAUCACAAACCUGUUGCACAUCAUAGAGCGGAAGGACAUCACUGAAAGUGAGGAGCUGAUCCUGAACUGUGUCGCAGCUGUCAACAAUCUGACCUACUAUACCACAAAGCAGAGCACUGUGACCCCACAGCACUUAACUAUUGCACAAUCAAUGCUUAAGUUGGUGCUAACAAGCAACAUGGAAGCAAUACUUGAGACAGCUCGUGUUUUUGGCAAUUUAACACGACAUAAGCCAGUUCGUGAUUUCCUGUCAGAAAAGAAAGUGGAUGCUAUAAUGGUGACACUGCUGGAUUCAGGCAAUAGAGAGCUUGUCUAUGUGGCCUGUGGCGUACUUAUCAAUUUCAUGAUUGAUGAGGAGCGAAGACCACUUCUAAAGCAGGAGGGUGGUGUGACAAAGUGCAUUGAGGUGCUUCGUGACUUUGGGCGUGAGGAUUGGCAGUUGUGCAGCACAGUGUGCAAGGUGCUGUGCAACUACAGCACACACAUGACCAGCUCUGCCAACACCUUUGGCCAUAAAGAGGCUCAGCUGCUGUCAGAUCUACUCAUUGAGUAUCUUGAUAAAGAUGCUGCACUGGACCUGUCUCAGCAUCCGAUAGUUGUUGAGGAUGAGGUAAAAGCAUACAUCCAUGAGAUAUGGGAGACAGAUUUUUGCCCUGUGGCUUCUCAGCUGUUGCGGCGGAUUGAACUUCACCAGUGUGAUCUUGAGCCCUUAGAAGCUCCAGGCUCAUUAUAAUGCCAUCAGUCUUGGAGAAGAAGCAAGAUGAGUAUGACUGUUAUCUAAUAUGCCCCAUGGCUGAAUCUGCUGUAUAGAAAAUUCACCCGUAAACAAUGCUACUGAUACCAUCUCUCAUAUGGAUGUAUUUAGGAUUGUUUGAUGGUUUUAUUUAAUCCUGUCAUGAUGUAGCAGGAAUAAGCUGUGAUAGGAACCAGUAUGUCAAAAAUUGCAACUUUUUUCCAACAGUUUUCCUAGUGCUUUUGAAAACUGAAAUUACAUCCUCAAGAUGCACUGUGAUAGCUUAUGGGAAAAAAGUAUUUUCAGUCAAUUGCUGGAAUAUGCAUCAAUUUUUGUCACAUUUUCAGGAGACUGUUUUGGUUGACUUCAUUUCAAAGAUGGUCCAAGUAGAUUUUUUUUUAAAUGACAUGAUAAAGGUUUGUUUUGUAAACGGUUGUGGGUUUUGCUUGUUUAUUGUUCAGAAUUUGCGAUAGCUUCAUAGCUUCAUGUGUGUGGCUUGGAUAGCAAAAUGCUUGUGUAAGUUUGAGAUGCAGACUAUAUAGUUGUGUUUAAUAUUUUAAUACACUUUUAUAUUUUGCAAGGACUGAGACCAAAGGGGUAUCUGUUAUAUUCAUUUCUGAUCAUCCUUGUGGUAUUUGCACUACUUAGUUUUAGGGUAAAAAUGAAGAAAAGUGAAAACUAUUAAGACAUGCUACCUAAGAUUGGAAAAAACUGUAAAUAUAUAGUGAUGUAAAAUAAAAGACUAUAAAUAUUGUUACAUAUAAUUUUUAGGCACCCCUUACCUAUUUAGCUGUAGGUUGAAAAGAAUUAUUUAUGAACUGUGGCACAAAAAAUGUGGUUCAUCAAAGUGUUGCCAGUAAUUUUCAUCAUUUUGCAUGCGUUCUUUUUCCCCCAAUUUACCCUCCAGACUACCGUAUACAGUAUUAUAUCUGCUUUUUUCACGCAUUUUCUUCUCCUGCUUUGCUGUGCUUCACACCUCCUUGGUCUUAUCUGUCUUUCUGUCUCAACUCUUUUAUUCAUCGCUUCUUUAAACUUUAAAUCACUCAUACAGUUUUAUUCCCUUUGCAUCCAGAUGGCACAUGUUAUCAGAGGAAGUCGAAUGGUUUGGGACUGAUGAGGAAAAUAAAAUGAACACAUUAUGAUGAAGAAGUA